AUGCUUAACAAAAGUGGUAGUGAUACUAAUAAUCCACCAAAAAGUGAAAAUGUGAAUGUGUCGUGCUGGAACUGUGUCAUGUUUCAAAAUGACGAAGACUAUGGUACAGAAGUAUCUUUGUCCCAAAUUCGAAAACAAAAUAGGCAGCGAUUUAAGCUGUAUUCAGCUUUGGCGUCGGAAAUAUCACGACCAAAAGCUAUGCCUAUCACACAGAAAGUGAAAGAAAAUUAUGUUACUGCUAAGAUAAUGGAGAAGAAAUUAAUGAAUCACACUAAAAAUACAGUAAGUGAGAAUAAAAAAGUUUCAAAUGAGGAUCCUAUUCCUGUCAAACCGUCAAACAUUGAAAUACCAGGGAUUAAACCUACGGAUUUUACCGAUCUUGUUACUAAAGAGGAAGAAAAAGACAACGAUUCUAUUAUCAUAAAUACUAGUCUUAUUGAAACUUCAACUCCAAAAACAGAUAAGAAAACGAGAGACGAUAGUUUUUCUUCUUCUCAUUACACCAAAGAGGAACAGAGUUCGACUUUUGAAAAUAAGGAAAACGUAACUGAUGCUCAGAAAACAGCAUUAUUUGAGAUAGAUAGUAAAGCUCUCAUAAGCGAAAGUACAAAUUCCAUAAACUCAAGACAUUCAGAUGUCAGAAAAAAAACUUCUUGCCAAGAUUUAGUUGACAAUGAGUUGGCUUCAAAUGACCAAGAUUUCAAAACCUCACUUCCGGCACUGAAUAUAACUCAGAAAAGAAAUAUCUUAAAGUCCACGAAGUCCUUAAGUGUCGUGAAUGAAACAAAUGUGAGGCCCUCGAAAUGUUUGCGUUGGAGUACACUAGAUAUGCCACGUGGACAGAACUCAACUACCAAUUGUAGUAAGUUAUUUUCAUUUUAA
This is a messenger RNA of Arctia plantaginis, 882 nucleotides long. The record is from the annotation of a GenBank genome assembly. Lineage: Eukaryota; Metazoa; Arthropoda; Insecta; Lepidoptera; Erebidae.